CGCGGCCCUAUAUAGAGCGGGCGCUCCGGCGCAGUGCCUUCGCCCUUGGCGCAGAGGUCGGCUCCCGGCGCCGCGGCCCGUGUGGGCAGGAUGGGCUCGGAGGCCUUUGGCUGGCGGCGGGCGCCGUCCUCGUCGGAGGAGGAGAAGUGCCGCGGCGGGGGCCGGCGGGCUGUGCGGCGGGGCGCCCCCUGGGCUGCCAGGCGGCCCUUGAGCGGCGAGCCGGGCCCGGUGGCCGAUCCUCUGGAGCGCCUGGAUUUGGCGCAGGUGAGCAGCUUGAACGCGGAGCUGCUGGGCCUGCGCGCCCAGGAGAAGGAGCAGCUGGGGGGCCUCAACGACCGCUUCGCCACCUACGUGGAGCGGGUGCGCCAGCUGGAGCGCCGCCACCGGGCCCUGCGCCUGGAGCUGGAGGAGCUGCGCCGCCACGAGCGCACCCCGGCGCGCCUGCCCCAGCUGUACCAGCACGAGGUGCGCGGCCUGAGGGCGCUGCUGCAGGCCGAGGAGGGCGACCGGGCGCGCCUGGAGACCCAGCGCCAGCGCUUGCGCCACACCUGCGCCCAGCUGCGCGAGUGCUGCGCGCAGGAGGAGCGCCGGCGCCUGGACGCCGAGGAGGCGCUGGGCCGAGUCCGUCAGGAGGCAGCCCGGGCCGUUCUGGCCGCCCGCGACGCCGACGGGGCGGCCGGCUCGCUGAGCGCCCAGCUGGCCUUCCUGCAGAGGCUCCUGGCCCAGGAGCGCGCCGAGCUCGCCGAGCAAGCCGACCUGGCCGCGGCCGCGCGGGCGGCGCUGGUGGCGGGAGGAGCCCCGGCGGGGGCGGCCAAGCAGCCCGACCUGGCGACGGCCCUGCGCGACAUCCGCGCCCAGUACGAGUGCCUGGCGGCGCAGAACAUGCAGGCGGCCGAGGAAUGGUACCGCUCCAAGUUCGCCUCGGUGGCCCAGCUGGCCGGACGCAACCAGGAGGUCGUGCGCGGCAUCCGCCAGGAGACGAUGGAGUGCCGGCGCCUGCUGCAGUCGCGCUCGGCGGAGAUCGAGGCCCUGCGCGGCGCCGUCGACUCGCUGCACCGGCAGCUGGAGGGCCUGGAGGGGGAGCAGAGCGCCCAAGUGGCCCGUUGCCAGGAAAGAGUGGUGGAGCUGGAGCAGGAGAUCUCGGAGGCCAAGGAAGAGAUGGCCCGCUACAUGCGCGAGUACCAGGAGCUGCUGAACAUCAAGAUGGCUCUGGACAUUGAGAUCGCUGCCUACAGGAAACUACUGGAAGGAGAAGAGUUGUGGUGGAAUUCUUCUUCACAAAUGACACUAAAAUGAUUGGGGGGAGGCUGAGCUUCUUGCCUUCACCAUCAUCAUCCCAUCCUACGCUCUUGUUCCCUCACACGAUGCGAGAAGCCUCCCCCCACCUCCCCCCACCUCCAAGCCAGGCUUGCUUCAGCGUUUGCAGAGGAAGAGGUGCCUGGCCCCACCUGUCCUUCAAGCCGCCUGUUCUACUGGCUGUCUUCUUUUGGGGGUGGCAAAGGGCCGUUGUGUGUUGGGGGAAGGGGCUGCAUUCUUUAUGGCACUGGAAGCAGCCUGCUUUGGGGCUGGUGGCUUCUCCCCAGCCCAGAAAAGAGAGGCAAAUCCUGCACUGGGCAUCCAUCUGACCAGCUGUGAGCUGGUGUGGAGGUCGGUCAUCCUUCUAAGCUCCAAAAGGCCAAAAUGGCUUCCGAGGGUGGUCUCCUGCACAGCGGCCCCGGCACAGCUGGCUCAAGCAUUGUGCAAAAGUGGCCCAGGGCCCAGGGGGGAGGGGUGGCUGACCACCACAAAGAGCUUCUAAAAGAAAUCUGUGGAAGUGCCCCCUGCCCCCCCACAAACUUUCCCACUGGGAUCAUGAAGUUUGCAAAAUGGGAUGCUCUUAGGAUAAGUUUGGAAAGAUUUGCUUUCUCAAAGGCUUUUACGGCUGGAAUCAACUGGCUGGCGUGGAUUUUCUGAGCUGUGGACCUGCAGGCAAAACAUUAGGGGCAAAAACUGUUGGGAGAAACAACACCUCGUGUGUGUUUUCCCUUGCACAAGGAGCAGAAUGCACAGAGGCUAAAAACACAGUGGAGCUUACCUGUGUGUGAGCUCGGGAGAGAGAAUUUACGACACAAAAGAAAGUUGGAGUUGUUUGUAGUUUCUAAUCUAUUAAAAAGAGUAUUUAUUAGUGAACUCCAUUCUGGAUAGAAAGGUGGAGAGAUAGGUUCACUAAGCUAUCCUAAUCUAGCUGGAUGG
Messenger RNA from Sphaerodactylus townsendi, 2232 nucleotides. RefSeq names its product alpha-internexin-like. Gene Ontology annotation, molecular function: structural constituent of postsynaptic intermediate filament cytoskeleton. The record is from RefSeq and is a predicted model, not a curated record. Lineage: Eukaryota; Metazoa; Chordata; Lepidosauria; Squamata; Sphaerodactylidae. The coding region runs from base 91 to 1296 and encodes 401 amino acids. Gene Ontology annotation, biological process: neurofilament bundle assembly. Gene Ontology annotation, cellular component: axon; cytoplasm; intermediate filament. The transcript has 3 exons.